AAGUCCCCUCCUCUGCCUGCCUUCCACCUCAUUCUCCCCCACCUUUGUGCGCUCCCUUUCCCUCCCCCUUCUCUCCUCCUCCUCCUCCUCCCUUUCGCCCCGGCACAGAAUUGUAGGACAGGAGCGGAGGUGACCCAAGGUUUUGGGAAGUCUGUUGUUUGAGGGCUGCGGCAGGUGCCAGGCUUGGCGACACUUCGUCCGCUCUUCUGUGGCAUGUGAGGGACCCGCAGAGCUGACGCGAUGCCAGCACAGCUGGCUCAGGCUUUGUACGAUAAUGCUGCUGAAAGUCCAGAAGAACUGAGUUUCCGCCGUGGCGAUGUGAUGCUAGUUCUGGAGCGGAACGAUCCAUCCCUUGGUGGUUGGUGGCGUUGUUCUCUGAGGGGGCAGCAAGGGAUUGCUCCUGGAAAUCGUCUUCAACUUAUCCCUGAGACGCCACAACAGGAAAGCGAGUAUCAGGCUCCCCGCUUUCUGGGUGUCAAUGUGGAUGCUGGAAAACUACAAAAAUAUGAAAAGGGAGCACAAGAAAAAAGGGAGGAACCUAAAAAUGAAGAGGAGCCUGAGAAUCAAACUGGAGCUGAGGUAUACCAAGUCCCUUCUAUUGCCCGUCUUCGUCUCUCUGGCCAACCUGCCAAUGCUCAGGAUGACAUUUAUAACUCACCACGUCUAGUUGGGUCGUGCAUAGAGCAGCCAUUGGAGGUUUAUGAUACUCCUUCUGCACUAAGGAAAGAUCCACUUUCAACAUUAGACACGUAUGAUAGCCCUGCAUUGAGGGUAAAGGCUGCAGAUUCAGCUGCUCAGGUGCCUGAGGAGAUUCCAGAAGAUAUUUAUGAUGUUCCUCCUACAUUUAACAAAUCACCUUCCGAUGAUGAGGAAGAUGAGGGUGUAUAUUCUAUGCCAUCUAACCUAAAGCGGGUAUCAGGGCUCCAAAAUCUGUAUGAAGCUCCUGAAGAUAUUCUCAGCUCAGGACACCUCCCUGAAAUCCUUCCGCCACCACCAGCUCAGCGCCUCUCAGUAUGCAGCACUGGCAGUACCCGUUCAGCAGAUUCUGCUGGAAGCAGAGAGUCAAAUAUACCACCGCUAUCUAUAUGGGAACCUCGUAAUGAUGGCACCUGCACAAUGGAAGGCUUGAGGAUGUUACAUCAAGAACUGCAAGUAUCUAUUGCCCCUGUACUUGCUGGGGCAGAAAAGAGUGCAGAACCAGGAGGUCAAGAGGACUCAGGGACAACUAAGAAAGUUUUAGGGGCUCUGAGGGAUUUUCUUGUCAUGGCACAUGUUGCUGGGCUUCGUUCUUGUCAGGCCUCAGAUCCAGCUUUACAUAGGGAACUUUCAGUGCAUCUGGACCAAUUGGAAAAUGCAGCUAGAGAACUUUUAGACAAAGGCAGUGAAAGGCCACUGAUCCAGCUCAUUCAAGAGCACAGCAAUUGCUUUGUAAGACUAGUUAGUGCCAAUGCUGGCCUUCUUUUUCCAAGACCAAGACUUUCAUCCAGUGAGAGUCUAUCCCGACGUCCUCUUCCUGCAUUGCCUACAGCCUCUCCUGCCAUCCAACGAAAAGGCAGCAUCCAGGACCGUCCUUUACCACCACCCCCAACUCUUCAACAUGUAGCAAGUGACCCUUCAGACGAUAUCCACAGCGAAUAUGAGAGGAUACAGUGUAGAGACAAUCAUUAUGUACAUCUGCAGGGUUCCAUUACUGCUCAGAAUAUAUCAAAGCGCAAAGACAGACAAAAAGAUACGGGUCAAGGCAGCACCCUGGAGGAGAGAGAGGUGGACCCUUUUCCUGAAGCGUCUGAAGAGGACCGUCACUUGCUUCACUUCUACGCCACUCAGAGCCAUAGCCAUCUACAGACAUUGUUGUCCUGCGUAGGAACCUUCCUAGGAAGUGCCAGCUCACAGCCCCCUCGUGUCUUUGUGGGGCAUGGGAAGCAGUUAGUGAUUGCAGCACACAAGCUGGUGUUCAUUGGUGAUACACUGGGCAGAUUGCUUAGCUGCCCUCAACUUCAGACACGAUUAGCAGGAGAAGGUGCAGCAUUGUGCCAGGCACUGAAAGACGUGGUACUGGCAACAAAGGAGGCAGCUACUCUGUACCCAGCCCCUGCUGCACUCAAAGCAAUGGCAGGUACCGUCUCAGUGCUCUGUACCUGUGCCCACAGCUUUACACACUUACUGCAACACCUGGCUACAUAGACUCAAAUGACACAGGAUCUUGGCUUCUAUUGAUGGCCUGCUGACAAGUGCCGCAGAACAGAACUUGCCUCUGCACAUCAGAUGCUGUACCACAAGCCUGCUAGGCUUUUUUUUCUUUUUUCUAAACAAGUUAUUUAUUUUCUAUUAUAAAAGGUUGUUACACUGUGAUACCUAAAUAAAUACUGUAAAGUUUAGCAUGAUAAUCAUGCUGCAGAUAAAAAAAACAGCAUUUCAUUGGCCUCCUCCUUUUAUAUUUACACAUGUACCUGAUGGUGCAAGAUUUAAAAUCAUUUGUGCCCAAAAUAUGUAUAUGGCAGGGCCUCUUCGUGUUUACUUUGCAGUGGGCAAAACUAUCAGCUCCUUUUACUAAUCAUCAAAAGUUACUGUAUGUAGAGUUAAUAAGCCCACGUGCUCAGACUUGGUCACAUUCUUCUUUGCACAUCUAUCUCUUAAAGGGGUGGUUCACCUUUCACUUAACUUUUAGUAUGUUGUAGAAUGGUCAAUUCUAAGCAACU
This is a messenger RNA of Xenopus laevis (African clawed frog), 2699 nucleotides long. RefSeq names its product embryonal Fyn-associated substrate L homeolog (gene efs.L). Gene Ontology annotation, biological process: cell migration; cell surface receptor protein tyrosine kinase signaling pathway. The record is from RefSeq and is a predicted model, not a curated record. The transcript has 7 exons. NCBI's taxonomy places the organism in Eukaryota, Metazoa, Chordata, Amphibia, Anura, Pipidae. The coding region runs from base 241 to 2184 and encodes 647 amino acids. Gene Ontology annotation, cellular component: focal adhesion; plasma membrane; cytoplasm.